Entrophospora sp. SA101 is the source of this 471-nucleotide messenger RNA. The record is from the annotation of a GenBank genome assembly. NCBI's taxonomy places the organism in Eukaryota, Fungi, Glomeromycota, Glomeromycetes, Entrophosporales, Entrophosporaceae.
AUGGAUAUUGAAAGCUUUGGAGGGAUACUUUUAGAAAAAUUGAAUUAUAUUAUUGGAAUAUUAUCAGACGAGACCGUUGAAAAUUCAGAAAAAUAUGAAAUUAUUUCAGAAUUUUUAAUGGAUGCUUCAGAAAAAUCAACAGAUUCGUUGGUUAAAGAAAUCAUAGAUUCGUGGGAAGCGUGGUCAGAAAAAAUGAAAAUUUAUAAAGAAGAAGAACGUUUAGCGCAAUUGGAAUUGGAAGCUAAAGAAAAAAAAAUUUUAGAAUUAAAAAAGUUGGAGCAAGAGGAACGUAAAAAACGCGAACAAUUGUUGGCAAAAUAUUCAUAUGAUUUUGAUGAAAUCGUAGAGAAUGAAGAUGGUGAAGCUGAAAUAAAUCGUAAUAGAGAUGUGGUAAAAGAGGAAGAGAGAAUGCGUAGAGAAGAAAUGCAGAAAAAACAUGAGUUUGAAAAAGAAAGAAAUCGUUUUGAAUAA